AUUUCUUCCUGGUACGCUACCCAUGAAGGUCACUCACACUUAUCAGAAAUACAAUCCAAAGGCUGCGUAUGGGAUAAUUGCUAGCGACUUCACUAAAGUUAGCUAUGUUUCUAAUAAGAGCUGUAAGUCGGGUGAACUCUGUCUAUGUGGAGCCGGUGAAUCAGCAAUUAUAUGGAAACCACGUACAUCAGAAAAAAUUCAUACUUUUACAAGAGAUAUAGGAUGCCAUCCUAUUUCAUGUCUCAAGGCGUCUGAUAUUUCAAGUCUGGAUCCGCGAGUGGCUAUAGGUUACUCAGAUGGACUUGUUAAUAUCUUCAAUAUGAAUACUGGUGAUAUUGAGGCUCAUUUUCGUGCUGGUCGUUCAAGAGUCACAUCUAUGGACUUGAAAAACGAUUUGCUUGUCUGCGCUGCGGUAAUAAGUGCUUUUUUGUCCUAUUUUUAGGAUUCUGAAAUAAAUGUUUAUGACAUUAUUUCUGGGUCCGGUACUAGAAUGAAGGGACACCACGGUAUCAUUACUCAAAUGGAAAUAUUGAUUGAAAGGAAAAUAUUAAUUUCGAGUGCACAGGAUAGUUUUAUAAAAUUUUGGGACCUGAAAACUCAACACUGCUUUGCGACUUUGACAGGACAUCCAGGACCGGUAUGGGAUUUCGCGCUCACUCGUUGUGAUGGAUUGCUUGUUAGCGGAACUAAUGAUCAAAGCCUUCGAGUUUGGCAGAUAAAAUAUAUAAGUGAAAAUGAUUCGCUUGCGGCACAUAUCGACAAAACCACUUCAACUUUCAAUGAAACAUUAACUCCCUUAAGUGAACCUCAGUCUCAAAUCGCCAUACAAUUUUCGGGUUGUGUCCAACGUUCAGGAGUUCGCCGAGUUCACUGUCUGGUUUUCGAUCCUACUGGAACUUACUUAUUGUGUCAGUCUUUCGAUCGAAAUGUGGAAAUAUUUCGACUCUUGGAUGAGGAGGAAAAAGCUAAAAGAUUACGUAAAAAGACCAAGAAAGCUAAAGCAAAAGGCUUGGAUUUAUCUACUGUGGUUCUAGAAGCAGAAGAUGAACUGCGUUCUAUCUUGAGAGUUAAUCUGUCAGCCAAGCCUGCUAGUUGUGACAUUUUGGCCCCGCGUUUAAUCAGUGAACAUGAAUCUCAGAAGCAUCUUGUUCGUAUUAUCUGCUCCCUUAAGAAUAAUAUGUUGGAAGAAUUACAACUGGUAGUUCCUUUAUCUCCAUUUAAGUUACAAACCCUACAACCGACGCCAACACACACGAAGAAAUGUCCAAAUGCCCGCUUAUUAAAUACUAUUUCUAUUUUCGGACACAGAAGUCCGAUAAUCGCUUGCAAUUUUACUAGUGAUAACCUUGGAGUUUUCACAUUAUCCCAAACGGAAGCAAAACUGUGGAGUAGACGUUCAACAGCAUGUCUAGCUACGUUAGAAUGGAAGAAUCAUUCAAACAGCAAGCAUAAUAAUCCAGAUGAACCAUCCUCAAACAAUCCAUUACCUAAUAAGGCAUCUUCAAUGGUACUUGCUCCAGGUGAUCGUCAUGUAGUCAUCGGAUAUGAGACUGGUCAAUUAAUUUUAUUCGACUUGACUUCGAAAUCAGUAGUUCAGAUUAUCGAUAAAGCUCAUACUGGUGCUGUAAGAAGUAUUGCUGUAACCGGAGAUAAGAAAAAGAUUAUAUCCGGUGGAUCUGACAAACAAGUGAGGUUCUACGAUUUUAGUUUAAAAGCUUCUGAUAAUGGCAAACCACAUCUCUUUCUUGUGGAAAGCUGUCCUUCAAAAACUGUCUCUGACCAAAUUAGUUGUUCAGCUGUUUCACCAAAUAAUCGACUAGUGGUUGUUGCUUUGAUGAAUUUUCAUGUGGAUGUAUUUUUCACUGAUUCUUUCAAGCGAAUACAUUCACUUUAUGGUCAUUCUGCUCCAGUAACCAGUUUGGAUAUUUCUUCUGACAGUCGUUUAAUUAUAACAGGCAGUAUCGAUAAAACAGUUCGUUUAUGGGAAUUACAGUUUGGUAAUUGUCAGAGACGAUUUACCUCACAUUCAGAACCUAUCACUUGUGUUCGAUUCAUUCCACAUACUUCGCUGGCUGUCUCUUCCGAUAAAGGUGGUCAGAUUAAACAGUGGGAUAUUAAGAAGUUCCGUGAAAUUACUACCCUUAAGGGUCAUAACGGUAGCGUGACUUCUUUAGCUACAACGAUUACUAACACAGCUCUUUUGACCCAAAAGAAAACACCUAAAUUGGAAACAGCACGCAAAUCACAUGCACGGAACAACCAAGACGAAGGAAGCAAUGAUGAUGAUAUGGAUGAACUAUGGGGAGGUCUUAUUUUAUCUACUGGUCAAGAUUUCAGCAUAAGAAUAUGGGAGGAAGCUGAUGAACUUCUGAUUUUAGAAGAAGAGGAACAAAUUGCGCGAGAACAGGAGGAGGAGGAAGAAUUGGUUCGGUCAGAAGCAGUGAUUCCUGGAGCGAUGCCUUCAGAAGCUAGUGAAAUUGGUCCUUUAGGCCGACCAACCGGUAAUACAAGAGAUGCUGCUGAUAUGUUUAUGGAAGCAAUGGACAUUUAUGAAGAAGAGAUAGUCAAACGUAAAAAUGGAGCUAAAAACACAACACCACAUCCUCUAAUGGUUGCACGUGGAACAAAUUGUCCAGAGAAAUUUCUACUCAAAAGUUUAAUGGCUCUAAGAGCACCGUAUUCUCGUUUAGGUGGUGGUGGAGCAGGUUUAGAACAUGCACUGGGCGCUUUAACUAGUGAACAUGUUCGCCGUCUACUUCCUAAGUUAGCGAAUUGGUUAUCACGUGGUUGGGAAAUAGAACUUGUUGGACGUUCAAUUCGUCAUCUAGUAACUCUACAUUUUGGUCUUGCAAUAUCAUGUUCCGAGCUACGUGACGCAAUCCGUCAGUCAUCUAAGGCUAGGAUGGAACAAUUAGUCCGUGCAAAAAAUCUUAUCGGUAUGAAUUUAGCCGGUUUAGAAUGUUUAGCUAGAAAACUAGAAGAGAAUCAACAAAUCGAUCUAUUCGAUGAAUUAAUAACAACACGAGAUAAACGAAUCAAAAAACACAAAGCUAAACAAGCUCGUUUAAUGCCGUUACUUCCCGAUUAAUUUUGUAUGUCAUGGAGAGUACAUUUUCAUAUAUAUAUUUGUAAAUAAAAUAUAAAUAUUGUACUGUAA
Molecule: messenger RNA, 3157 nt
Organism: Schistosoma haematobium
Lineage: Eukaryota; Metazoa; Platyhelminthes; Trematoda; Strigeidida; Schistosomatidae
Product: Dip2/Utp12 protein
Exons: 16
Coding region: 491-3088 (865 amino acids)
Biological process (GO): maturation of SSU-rRNA
Cellular component (GO): Pwp2p-containing subcomplex of 90S preribosome; small-subunit processome
Molecular function (GO): protein binding; snoRNA binding
Source: RefSeq, a predicted model, not a curated record